CGCUCUCGAAGCCCCUGUUCUUGCAUAAACCUCAGCCUCUUCCUCAAGAACACCCACCAUCUUCUUGCCGCGAAGCGACCCCGAUCUCCUUCCGCGCCUAAUCUAGCCAUGAGAUCGGCUCUCCCGAAGCGCAUCGGCAGAUCCUCUCUCGACGGCCACCCCCUCUCGCCGGCCCCGGGCCGAGCCCCUCCCGGCGGUGGCGGCGCCGGCGACGCCGCAGCAGUAACCCCCGUCGUGUGCGUCCGCGACCGCGGCCUCGACCACGCCGUCGAGAGAGAGAAGUUCUUGAUACCCGUCGUCAACCUCAAGAACCUCCUCAAGUCGGAGCCCUCGAAGUCGCUCCCCAUUUCCGCCAUCGCCGAGGGCAGAGACGACCUCCGCAUCCCGAUCCGCCCCAUCGACUUCGUCCGCCGGUACCCGUCGGUGUUCGCGGAGUUCUUGCCCGGGAACGUCGGGGUCCACCCCCAUUUCAAGCUCACGGAUGAGGUCUUGGAGCUGGAUGCGGAGGAGCAGCUGGUUUAUCAGAGGGAGAGCUACCGGCAGGAGGCUGCGGAUAGGGUUUUGAAGCUGCUGAUGAUAUCGAAGGUCCUCAAGAUGCCGUUGGACGUGAUUGAUGGGCUGAAAUGGGACAUGGGUUUGCCCCAAGAUUUUGUCCAGAGCAUAGUUCCGGAGUUCCCUGAUUGUUUUCGAGUAGUGGAUGGCGAGGGAGUUCGAGUUCUUGAAUUAGUUUGUUGGAGCAGCGACUUGGCGAAAUCGGUCAUGGAAAAGAGAGCGGUUAAUCAUACGAAAGGUAAGCCAAUCGAGUUCACUAUGCAUCCUUCAAAAGGUUUUGAGAUGGAUAAAAAGCUAAAGAAGUGGAUUGACGAGUGGCAGAGGCUCCCUUACAUUUCCCCUUAUGAAAAUGGGUUGCAUUUAUCGCAAAGUAGCGAGGAAUCUGAUAAAUGGGCCGUUGCCGUCUUACAUGAGCUUCUAAAUCUCUUUAUUUCCAAGAAGACAGAUAGGGAUGAUAUGUUUGGUUUAGGGGAGUAUUUGGGGAUUCGGUCGAGGUUUAAGAGAGCACUGCUUGAUCAUCCGGGCAUAUUUUAUGUUUCGAGUAAGAAUAGAACCCACACUGUGGUUUUGAAAGAGGCAUUUAAAAGGGGUUCCUUAAUUGAGCAGCAUCCUUUGAUGGAUAUGAGGAAUAGAUAUAUUCACCUGAUGAACAAGGUGAAGGAAGAGAAGAAAGUGAUUGCUACCUCUGGUUCUAAGCAAACGAAGAAGGUCUCUGAUGGUUCUGACCAUCAAAGAGAAGUCGAGGAUGAAAAUGGGGAUGAGGAUGAUGCUGAAAGUAUGUCAGGUUCUGAGGUCGAGGAUGGUGAUGAAGAUGAAGAUGACGAUUUUGAAGGUGAUGAAGAAAAUGGCAAUGUUAGACAGACUCGAACUAGAGCUCAUAGAAAUGCCUCACCAAGAGGAAAUGGGAUUAGGGAGUCAAAUUUGUCUCCGAAGUACAAUUCUAGAAGAAGUCGUCCUGGGGACAAGUCAGCUGGAGAAUCGCAUAGUAAGAAAACUAAAAGAGUUUUGGCCAAACUUUCUACAAGGAACAUCUAAAGAUGAUUCCACAGGAGAUCCUGGAAGAGUCAAAUGUUUCUGAAGGCAGUAGCCAGUCAAAAUUUCUAUGAGGAGGACAUAUGUGCAGGUUCCCUUCUCACUUGAGUCUGCCUUCUCAAGUUGUCAUAUGACUAGGAAUUUUCAGCUAUUAGACAAAUUUCUUUGUCGUUUGUUCCACCCAUGGAUGAUUAUGCUUGCUCAUACUCCAUCUAGGCAUAGCCAUUUUGUGGUUUAGGUAGUGGUUGUGCUUCAACAAUGAUAAAUAGAGUAAAAGACAGAAACAGUUAAGACGAGAAAUGGAGUUAUCAUGUAACAUUGUGGAUUUCCAUCGGAGGCACAUGUCAUCAUCUGGUUCUAGCUUCAUUUAUCUGGAAACUAAAGACAUGGAUCACCUUUGUUCUUUGAGAUUCAAUGCAACAUAGUCAGACUCAAGUUCUUUGCUUGUGGAGCUAUCGUUGCCUCCUCUGGCUCUAAGCCUUCUUCCUCUCUCUUCUUCUUCUUCUUCUUCUUCUUCUCAUUGUAUGUCUGCAAGAAAGUUCACAGGUGCUCUUUGGGAGUGCAUCACUAUCUGUCCUAUUUCAGAAUGCACCACUACAAUGCCAAUCUUGGUAAUUUCCCCCCCGGGCCGCGCUGCCUUUAGGUCAAAAGAUGGCAGCAGCCGUGGUGGUGGUUGCAGGUUUGGGCUCUCUCACUUUUUGGCUGAUCCUCCUCCAAGUUCUCCUGAUCAGGUGUAUGUUGGUUUCUUGUUUAGCUUUUAUGAUCUAGGUUUGUGAUGAUUUGAUCUUUGUUUCCUGUCCGUUCUGGUUUAUCUGUUAGAGAAUUAUCUACAGUGUUUUUAAUUUGAAUGUUUGUGUUUUGCUUCGUGAUCAUGGCCAUUCUUGCAUCGCUGUUGUUAAGGUGAGUCCUCCGAGGUUUUGUGUGAAUGGACCAUUUUUGUUAUCUGUGUGCAGAGAUACUCUGAUGAGUGUAUUAUGGUCAUCUCUUUAUGAUUCUAAAACGGCAUCAUUAUGGUC
Molecule: messenger RNA, 2600 nt
Organism: Eucalyptus grandis
Lineage: Eukaryota; Viridiplantae; Streptophyta; Magnoliopsida; Myrtales; Myrtaceae
Product: protein WHAT'S THIS FACTOR 9, mitochondrial
Exons: 1
Coding region: 109-1587 (492 amino acids)
Molecular function (GO): RNA binding
Source: RefSeq, a predicted model, not a curated record